Molecule: messenger RNA, 3232 nt
Organism: Spea bombifrons (plains spadefoot toad)
Lineage: Eukaryota; Metazoa; Chordata; Amphibia; Anura; Pelobatidae
Gene: FAM149A
Product: family with sequence similarity 149 member A
Exons: 14
Coding region: 362-2716 (784 amino acids)
Source: RefSeq, a predicted model, not a curated record
ACAAGCCUCCGUGUUUGCAAUCUAUGGAUUUUGAAAGCCCAUGGACAUGCGCCAUACAUACCGAAGAUAAUAAUUGCAAAAUAUCUAGGAGAAGCAGAGGCUGAACAGAACCCAACCCCCAAAAAACUGGCAUUUAUUUCUUAUUUUUUUACAGAUAUUUCCACUUUUUCAGGUAACUCCAAAAGGCCUCGGUGAAUAACAUUAAACGACUACAGUUUUGCUGUGCGAAGUUAACCAGAACGCUUUCUUGCAGAAUUGGUAAGAGAUGCACACCUAUUGGUACUAUCCUAACAGUGCUGAUUUAUAUUUGAUUCAAAGAUUUUUUGGUUUAUACUCAGACUGAUCACUUUACUGCCGGAACAUGAAGGUUGCAGUUUUGGACUUGGGCACAAUUUUUGCUAAGAUUUUCAAAUCUUCAGUAUCCCCUAUUAAUCCUGUUCCAGCUCCUGGAAAUUCUUUUUCUGGUCCAGUGUCUUCUACAGGACCCACAAAUAUACCAGUGGUCCAUAAAACACCUUUUCUCCUACUUCCUGCCCCUCCAUCUCCUUUGAACAUUAUUCAUUCAGCCACUUCUUCAACUUCUUCCUUGCCACGGGUUUCCUCAGGGAAAAGUAUAACUCAUCUUGGUGGCCUUUCUGCACCCGGUAGCCCAUCUCAAUCUAGUAAACCCCAGGCUUCUAAUUCGGCUGCCAAUACACUUGAGACUCAUUUUCAGCAGCCUUACGAGGAAUCAUGGACUGGUCCAGAUUCUACAGCUGUAGCUCCAGUGCAACCUACCACAAUUUUUGUACGACCAGCUCUGUCAAACACCAGCCUUAUAAUGCCUAUUUUGCCACCUGGACAUUCCACACGUUCACCAAGGCUUCUUCAGGAUAGCUUAACAUCUGGAUGGAACACCAAGUCCAUGCUUCUUACCCUUCCAGAUAUUGGAGAGGAAAGCACGGACUAUGAAGAUAGCCACCACAGCCAAGGGAAGGGCAUUUCUCGAGUCAACACUGAUGCCUGCAUUUCUGAAGAUGAUGGAGACCCUCUUCCUGCACAUUUUACCAGACCGGUACAGGAAGCGAUAUGUAAUUACACAUGUGAGUCCAUCUCAUCUCUAUCAUCUAGUGGACAAACCACUCCAACAGACCUAAACCAAUCCUGGUCAGGAAUUCAGAGCUAUACCACGGGCCUGUCCACAGAAAGGAGUUCAGUAUACUCCUGGAGAGAUGAUGAAUUUGAUAAAGCCAACACUCUAAGAGUGCAUCAGUUAUUCUGGGAUGUGGAUGAGAUGAUGUUUGAAGGCAAUGUGACAUCUCAAACCAAGAAUCUACAAGCUGAAUGCAAGGAGUGGACCAAACGAUCUCUGCAUCUAAGAAUAUUAGGAAAACAACUUAUUUUCCCCAUGGAUGAUGGUUUCCAGCACUUUCAAAGUAGGACUCCUAGUUCUGUAUACACAAGUUCUUUCCCUAGCCUGGUGGAGAGCAGCAGUGACCUGGGACAGCUCUGCAUUUCAGGAUCAAAACUGGUUCCCACAGUAUCUCCUUUACAAAAGGAGUAUACUUACAGUGGAAGCUCCUUGACUUCUGACUCAUCUGUAUACUCAUUCCUCGAGGAAGAGAUCUAUGAUGUGGAUGGUAACAUUGAGGAGUACCUCGCUUAUGACAGCAAAGACUAUGAGGAUGAGGGCUUGGAUCAAAAGAAAGCCCACCUUCAUCGGAAGAGGAACAAACGUGGCAUUCCUCCUGUCUCCCCUAAUGCAUGUAUCAAAGACACAGUGGCUGCAGAGGUGUUUGAUGAUGCCUGGAGAAACAUUGUGGAGUUGAUGCAGGAUGUGGUUCUUAGAUCCUGGGAAUCCGCCUCAGAUGAAAUUAAGCAAGGUGGAAAGUUACAGCCCUCCAGGAAUGUUCAAAUUCCAGUUCCAAGGAUGGUUUCAGAAGUACCCAGUGUUCCUCCUUCUAGGGGCUCAGAAACCCGAAGCAUGUCAUUUGGCACAUACGCUUUACCAUCUCAGGGCAGCCGUAAUUUCUACAGUGACUUGAAUGGAGUAAUGACCAUUCAAGCAAAGCCGCUACAACAUCGACACGGGGGUUUAGCUGAAAAGACACAUGAACAAGAGGACAAAACUUUAAAUGUUGUACCUAGCAUCUUAACCUCUGCAAGGAACCGACUUGGCAGACUGACCGAUAACAGUGUUCUCUCGGCCUCUCGGAUGCUGCAAACGCCUUCUAGAAAGACGCCAACACAACGCAGACUGCCCUCACUUUCCUUGGAUCCUUUGAGAUCUAAAACACCAAAUGUUUACAGCGAUGAGGUCCUAAGGGGCACAAAACUAUACACUGGUUUGGAACGAUUGUGCUCUCCAUCCAUACAAGCAAACAGAAAUAAAUUGCCACCAAUUAACUCUGAAGCCGUUGAGCAACAUCUGUCAGUGCCUGGAUCACGUCAUUCAGCUCACAGGGGCCGAUACUUGCAUAGCCGGGUAUCAAGUGCCGUCCCUGAUACCACUGGGAGACGACCUUUGCGAGAGCGAACUGUAGUUGUAGAACAAUUCUCAAGACCCAAUACAACUCAUACAUUCAGAUCAGAAGCAUCAUACAGAAGGUCAUUUACUCCUUUGGAUUUUGCCAAUAAUACAUGGACUGGUCAGACAUUCCUAACAAGUUCACAGUAUCAACCCAAGUCUCUCCAGAGGAACCCACCAAACGCAAGAAGAAAAUUUCAAGUGCCAUAAUAAACAGACUUGGACAGUAAUCCUUGUAUUAGGCACAUGGGACCUCAAGAGCACCCCCCCCAACAAGUAUUUUCAUGAUAGCUUUACAUUCAGUAUGGUGCUUUUUAAUAUAUGGAAAGGGGGCUCAUUGAAACCAAUUUCUUCAAAUCCAGGCUACUGAGUUUAUUUUGUAUUUGCACCACAGGGUACCGGUAUUUGGACAUUGCAGGAUUAGCCGGGCAUUGUACACAUUUUGAUCUUCCAUGAAUUGUUCAUAAUAUAAGAUGUACAUAUGUUAUGCAGGAUUUUGCAUAAUAUUAAAAAAAUAUAUUUUUUUCCAAGAAAUAUAACUUUUUAUAUGGUAAAUUAAAUAGAGCUGGAUUUCCGGUUUGGCAAAUGAAGGGUUUGCGUAUAGAGCCUGUUCCUUUGGGGCUUAAUGCAGAAGAGCAAUGGGUGUGGCUUAAUUUUAAUGCCACUUCCUACCUUUACUACAAAGAUUCUUAGUGGCUGAGCCACUAUGAGUAAUCUUAAGGCCCA